Molecule: messenger RNA, 1097 nt
Organism: Blepharisma stoltei
Lineage: Eukaryota; Ciliophora; Heterotrichea; Heterotrichida; Blepharismidae
Source: the annotation of a GenBank genome assembly
AUGAACGUUAGCCCUAUCGUAUUUUUUAGUAACCCAUACAUACCAGACGAGAUUUCUUCAUCAUUGAGGGAAAUAGGACUUCAAGUAUUAUGUGUUCCAGUUCUAGAAACAAACUAUGAAAAGCAUGAAGGAAACGUUAUUAUUAUUAGGUUAAUUUAACGCUGAUUUCCAGCAUUUCUCUCUUUUAUCUUCAUUAUUGAAUUAAUAAAAUCCUUUAUCAAGUUGUCCAUAUUCUCCAUUUCUUCUCUAUGUUCAUUCUCCAACCAAUUCCAGAAUCAUGAAGGAAACGUAAAAAAAGCUUUUGAAAACCUCCAAAAAAUAAAAGCAGUUAUAUUUCCCAGCCAUCGGUCAGUAUUAGCUCUUGGAAGAAUUGGUAUUAAUAUACGACACUUGAAAUGAUACGCACUUAGAGAAAGCACUGCAAAUGUUUGUUUUGACAUUUUGUCGAAAAUCCCAGAAGUUACCGUUAAAAAAGGUGCUUCCGAGUUGGUAGAAGUUUUGAAAACUGACCCAGAUCUCAAAGAAGGCCAAGUAAUUUUUUUAAACGGCUAUAGGCAAAAAAAUUCCUACAUUAGACAGUUAAAAGAAUUUGGAGUUAACAUUAAAAGCGUCUGCUGCUUCUCCACCUCAUCUAUAUAUAAAGCAGACAUCUUAAAUUCACUCAAAGGGAUCACGCCAGUAGGUUGCGUAUUUUUUAACAUUUCUGGUAUACGAAUUGCAUAUAAUGCAUUGAAAAGCAGUGAAUGAUCAUGAAAAGAUAUACGCCCUUCCUAUAGAUGGCGCGCAAUGCGCUAUCAUCGGGCCAUGUCGGGAGAGGGUUCUCCACGUGUGGAACCCUCUUUUUGGCUCGUGGAAAAAGAGGGUUCCACACGUGGAACCAUUCCUCGUGGAGAACCCUCUCCCGACAUGGUCCGAUGAUGGCGCAUUGCGCGCCAUCUAUAGGAAGGGCGUAUAAAUGCAUUUUUGCAACUGGUGAAGCGAUUGCAAAGAUAAUUAAAGAAAAAAAGGAAAUCAAAAGAUGUGAUGGUGUCGCCCAAGACUCGAAUUUAGAAGGCAUAAAAGAGAUGCUGCAAAAAUUUUUCCAAUGUAAAUGCUAG